AAAUUACUUUUUUAUAUCAAAAUAAGCAGAUUCAUUAUUAUCUCCAAUUUAGAAAAACACAGCUUCUAUCUCUGACCCCAAAAGUAUUGUAAAGGCAGUGAUUGAAGAUGUUUUUUCCCAUUGUUUUAAUAUGGGUAAUUGUAUUUUUGACGUGUUGGUACAUGAAAGACCAUGAACACGAGUGGAAUUUGGCCAAAAAAAUACCGGGACCACCGGGAUAUCCCCUUAUAGGGAACGCUUUUUUAUUUUGGGGAAAUACUGAGCAAAUUACUCGCCGAUUAAGUAUACUAAUAAGAACAUACACACGAAUGAUAGGGCUUUGGAUAGGAACAAGUUACAAAGUGUUAUUAUUUGAUCCAAAGGAUAUUGAAAUUGUUUUGAAAUCCACGAAAAAUGUAGUAAAAGCGGAUGAUUACUCCUUUUGGAGACCGUUCCUUGGAGAAGGUUUACUGACAAUUCCAGGAGGUAAUAAAUUUAGGCAAAACAAAAGGCUUAUAGCUCCUGCAUUUCAACUCAGCAACCUGAAAGGUUUUUUUGAAGUCUUCAAUGUCCAAACAGCGGAUUUGAUAAAAAUUCUUAAAAAUCAUACCAAUGAUGAAUUUGAUGUACAUUCAAUUAUUGCGACAUAUACAAUGAAUAUUUUAAUGGAAACUGUUCUAGGUUUGAACAAAGAAACAUUGGAAAAAGACGCCAUAAAAUAUGGUUACGCGGCAGAUAGGCUCGGCAAAAUUGCGACCGAGCGCAUGUUCAAAUUCUGGUUGCGUCCCGAUUUUAUUUUUAAUUUUACAAAUCGCAAAAAGAAUCAGGACAAAUAUUUGAAAGUUAUUAACGAAAUAGCAAAUCGGGUUAUAGACGAACGACAAAAAAACAACAGUGGCAACAUAAAUAAAUACGAUUUUAACGCGAACAAUAAAAACUGGUCAGUUUUUCUCGAUUCCCUUCUGUCAGCCAAAGAUGACGACGGUCUACCAUUAUGUAACAACAGCAUUAAAGAUGAAGUGGUCACUUUUCUUUUUGCUGGUCAGGAUACAACAACUUCCUCGAUUUGUUUCGCAUUGUGCAUCUUGGGAUUGUACAAGGAAAUUCAAAAAAAUGUAUACGAUGAAGUUAUCUCGGUGGCUGGUAGCGACCCCACCUCUUAUAUAGGUUACGAUGAAGUCAAAAAAAUGGAAUAUUUAGAUCGGGUUAUCCAAGAAACCUGGAGGUUGUACCCACCAGCACCCGUUAUAGCGAAGAAAACGACAGAAGAUGUUCAGUUAGAAAAUUGUGUCUUGCCGAAAAAUACAACGAUCGCGAUUAUGAUUUUUUUCUUGCACCGCAACGCUGACAUAUACCCCAACCCUUACACCUUCAAUCCGGAUAAUUUUCUCCCGGAAAAAGUUAAUCGUAGGCAUCCCUGCAGUUUCAUUCCCUUUUCAGCAGGAUAUAGAACAUGUGUUGGACAAAAGUAUGCGCAUCUACUGGUCAAACUAGCACUUGCCUCAAUUAUUCGAAAUUUUGAAGUUCACUCAGAAAGGGAAGAAAAACAUUUUGUGUUGUCUCUUCAAACAACCCUCAAGAGGAAAGAUGGAUUCCGUCUAACAUUGUAUGAAAGGAAUAAAAACGCUGAAUAUUUUCUUCUAUGUAGUACCAAAAUGAUUGCUGCAAUCCUACUUUUUUCUACGAUCAGUUUUAUAUCGUAUUGGUACAUUAAAAAUUAUAUAAAUUUUAGAAAUUUGGCUAAGAGUGUAAAAUGUCCACUCCUCCAUCCCUUCUUUGGAAAUUUAUUUUUGUUCUCAGGAACUGUAGAGGAUAUUACUAUGAAAACUAUACAUAUGUGUGAAAGAAACCCUAAAAGAUACGGAGUUUGGAAAGGGCCUUAUUUCACUUUAUAUGUAUUUAACCCUUACGAUAUUGAGAUGGUAUUCAAAAAUACAAAAGAACUUGACAAGCCCCAUUUCUAUAAAAUAUUAAGGAAUAUUUCAGGUCCUACAAGUCUAACCAUGCCUUUCGGUCCGAAGUUUCGACAACACAAAAAAAUUUCCUUACCUUGGUUUCAACUGAAAAAUUUGAAAAAUAUUACAGACCAUUUUAAUAACCAAGCAGAGGAUUUAGUUCAGGCAUUUAAAGGAAAAGUUGGACAAGAAUUUGACGCAAAAUACGACAUUGGAAAUGCUGUUAUGGCAUCUUUAGCAGCCACUGUAGUUGGAGUAAACAAAGAGUAUUUGGCCAAAGAUACCCUGACAUUUUCUGAUUUAAUAGAAAAACUCGCUCACAUUGCAACAGAAAGGAUGAACAAAAUUUGGUUGAUGCCUGAUUUAUUAUAUUAUAUGUCGGGAAAAGAGAAGCAAUGUGAAAAAUAUAAAGACGUAUUUGAUGAAAUCGUUACCCGUGUUAUAAGGGAAAGAAAAAAUAGUUACAAACAGGGCCAAAUAGACAAUGUUUUCGUGGAUCAGCUCUUUGAGGCUAAACUUGACGAUGGAUCACCAUUUUCAGACAUUGACAUAAAAAAUGAAUUAAAAACAAUGCUUAUUGCAGGGCACACUACAACGUUAAGUUCACUCGGCUUUUGCUUAUCAUUGUUGGGUCUCGAUAAAGAUGUUCAGGAAAAACUAUAUCAAGAAGUGACUUUUGUACUGGGAGAUGAUAUGACUAGACCUAUUACUUACGAAGAUAUUAAAAGAUUUGAGUACAUGGACCGUGUACUCCAGGAAACCUGGCGCUUGUAUCCACCAGCAUCAGUUAUUCCAAAAGUUGCAACACAAGAUUUCCAAUUAGGCGAUAUAAGAGUUCCAAAAAAUACCGAAGUCCUUAUCCUUACCUAUGCUUUACAUCGCAGCCCUGAUAUUUUCGAAAAUCCCGCAAAAUUUAAUCCCGACAAUUUUCUACCAGAAAAGACUACAAAGAGGCAUCCUUGCAGUUUCGUCCCAUUUUCAGGAGGAAACAGGAACUGUUUCGGAAAACAUUACAGUAGUUUGUUGCAAAAAGUCUUCAUAGCGCGUAUAAUACAGAAUUUUAAGAUUCAUUCUAAUGUACCACAGAAGGACUACAGAUUAUCCUUCGAGGUUACUUUAACAAGAAAAGAAGGAUUUCUCAUAGUCUUGGAACCAAGGAACAAUGUCUAGUGAACACAAUUUUGUAAUACACGCACAAAUAAAUUAUAUAGAUAUUAGUAAAGUCACAAAUAAACAUGAAACUACUUGUUUUUAA
Messenger RNA from Agrilus planipennis (emerald ash borer), 3189 nucleotides. RefSeq lists its product as uncharacterized. Gene Ontology annotation, molecular function: monooxygenase activity; heme binding; oxidoreductase activity, acting on paired donors, with incorporation or reduction of molecular oxygen. NCBI's taxonomy places the organism in Eukaryota, Metazoa, Arthropoda, Insecta, Coleoptera, Buprestidae. The coding region runs from base 108 to 3104 and encodes 998 amino acids. The transcript has 19 exons. The record is from RefSeq and is a predicted model, not a curated record.